Messenger RNA from Dryobates pubescens (Downy woodpecker), 5428 nucleotides. RefSeq names its product G-patch domain containing 8 (gene GPATCH8). Bases 100 to 4566 code for a protein of 1488 amino acids. Gene Ontology annotation, cellular component: nucleus. Gene Ontology annotation, molecular function: nucleic acid binding. NCBI's taxonomy places the organism in Eukaryota, Metazoa, Chordata, Aves, Piciformes, Picidae. The transcript is spliced from 8 exons. The record is from RefSeq and is a predicted model, not a curated record.
AGCCGCCCGGCGCGGCGGAGGCGGCGCUGGAGGGAGGCGGCCGGAGGCGCUGGGCCGGGCCGGGCCGUGCUGGGCUGAGCGAGGCGGCGGCGGCGCAAAAUGGCGGACAGGUUCUCCCGCUUCAACGAGGACAGGGACUUCCAGGGCAAUCACUUUGAUCAGUAUGAAGAAGGGCACCUGGAGAUAGAGCAGGCGUCUCUAGACAAGCCGAUCGAAUCGGAUAAUAUUGGACACCGCUUACUCCAGAAACAUGGCUGGAAGCUGGGCCAGGGAUUGGGAAAAUCACUGCAGGGGAGGACAGAUCCCAUCCCUAUCGUCGUCAAGUACGAUGUCAUGGGCAUGGGGCGGAUGGAGAUGGAGCUUGACUACGCCGAAGAUGCCACCGAGCGGAGGCGUGUGCUGGAGGUGGAGAAAGAAGACACCGAGGAGCUGAGGCAGAAGUACAAGGACUAUGUGGACAAGGAGAAGGCAAUUGCCAAGGCUUUGGAAGACCUGAGAGCAAACUUCUACUGUGAACUCUGUGACAAGCAGUACCAAAAGCAUCAGGAGUUUGACAACCACAUCAACUCCUACGACCACGCUCACAAGCAGAGGUUGAAAGAUCUGAAGCAGAGGGAGUUUGCUCGCAAUGUCUCCUCGAGAUCACGGAAGGAUGAAAGGAAGCAGGAGAAAGCCCUGCGGCGUCUGCACGAGCUGGCGGAGCAGAGGCGGCAGCCGGAGUGCGCUCCUGGAAGCGGCCCCAUGUUCAGAACCACCACGGUGGCUGUGGAUGAGGAAGGUGGAGAGGAGGAGGAUUCCGCAGCCAACAGCAGCUCCUUCGUCCAGACAGCUUCUGGCCAGGCCUCGGAGCUGCCUAUGGACAGAGGUUUCCUAGGCAUUGGCCAAGCGGGCGGCAGCCUCGCUCCCAGCCAAAUGCCCCUCCAGACGACACAAGCCAUCAGCUUUGGCAUCAAGAGCACCCUGGGCACUCCGCUGCAGAAGAUCGGCGUCUCCUUUUCCUUUGCCAAGAAGACGCCGGUGAAGCUGGAGACCAUCGCCUCUGUCUUCAAGGACCACGUGGACGAGUCCAGCUCUGCAGAUGGAGCAAAAGCUGAUGAGAGAGGGUCCUCAGACACGGGCAGCCUGCAGAAGUCUGGCGAGGGCGAGAGCACCACCAACUCUGAUGGCAAGGGGGAGGAAGAUGACCAACACGACAAAGACGGUGGCUCCCUGGCCACUACCUUAUCGAAGCUCAAAAAGAUGAGGCGAGAAGAGGGACCAACGGCAGUCGAGCCGGAAUACUACCACUACAUCCCCCCAGCCCACUGCAAAGUCAAGCCCAAUUUUCAGUUCCUCCUCUUCAUGAAGGCCACGGAGCAGACGGAAGCUGAAAACGCCAACAAAAAGCCCAGCCCCGAAGCGAGGAAGGGCAGCUCUCCAAAACCCAAACCUGGCAAGCACCCAGAGAAGGCUGCCGAGAGCGGGGGGCAGCAGAAGGAGCAGAGCACUACUGAAUCCGCAGCUCAGCAGAGCAAGACGGAGCCGAAAGAAGCCCCAGAGAAUGUGAGCCCGCAGGAGGGCAGCAAGCAGCCUGCAGCCAGCGAUGCCCCCGAGCCAGACGCUGCUAAAGAGGCCGCUCAGCCUGUCCCAGGCUGCAGAGAUGCCUCUAAAGGACCAAAGCACCCAACAGGACCUUUUUUCCCCGUUCUGAGUAAAGAUGAGAGCACCACUCUGCAGUGGCCUUCAGAGCUCCUCAUCUUUACCAAAGCAGAGCCGUCGGUCUCCUACAGCUGUAACCCUCUCUACUUCGACUUCAAGCUGUCCCGCAACAAAGAUGCGAAAGGUAAAGGGGGGGCAGAGAGAGCCAAGGAGCCCGGGGGGCUUUGCAAAGAGAGCCUUCAGAAUGCAGAACCUGGUGAGGCCGGCAGAGCCAAGGAGGCAGAAAGCACGGCUAACAGCUCUGCCCUCAAAGCGGAAAGCAAAUCCGUGUCCUCCUGUAGCUCCCAGAGCAAGCAGGAGUCCGCCGUGGCCGGUGUUAGUAAGGGGGAGGGGGAGGAGAGCGGGAAAGGCCUUCCCAGUAAGGGCAAGUCUGGCAGAUCCCACAAACACAAAAAGAAAAAGAAGCACAAAAAGUCCGGCAAACACAAACGGAAACACAAGGAGGAGGCGGAGGAGAAGGGCCGGAAGAGCGACCCGGGCGAGGAGAAACCCAAGAAGCGGAGGAGACGCCGGCACAAAAAAGGCAAAGCCUCGCUCUCGGCCGACUCGGAGCGGGCGCCCAAAGCCGACCUGCCCGAGGAGUGCGGCCACUCCCAGCGGAAGAAGCGCUGCUCCCAGGAGUCCCAGAGGAAGUCCCUGUCUGCCGAGGAGGGGUGCAGCGGGAAGAAGGAGGAGGGCAGCAACUCCUGCCCGGAGCACGGCGGCAAGAAACACAAAGCGGAGCUGCAGCAGCCGCCCGCUCCCAGGAGACGCUGCUCAGGCCCUUCCCUGGGCAGGGCCGGGCGCCGGAGCCGGCCGAGCAGCGGCGAGGAGGACAGCGACGAAGGCUCCCAGCGCAAGCGCUGCCGCCAGAAGUCCCCCUCGCAGUACAGCGACGACUACGACUCGGGCAGCGAGGCCUCGCGCAGCCGCUCGCGCUCCGGCCGCCGCCGCUCCUCCCGCAGGUCCUACUCCAGCAGCUCCGACGACGCCUCCUCGGCCCACAGCCGCUACAGCCGGCGCCGCAGCUACUCGGACGACAGCUACAGCGACUACAGCGACCGCUCCCGGUGCCGCUCCAAGCGCUCCCACGACUCGGAGGAUGACUCCGACUACAACAGCUCCAACCACAGGUCCAAGCGCCACAAGUACUCCUCGUCGGAAGACGACUACAGCUCCAGCAGGAGCAGGUCGAGGAGCCGCAGCCGGAGCCGCAGGUCGCGCACGAGGAGCCGGGGCAGGACGCGCAGCAGCAGCUGCAGCCGCAGCCGCAGCAAGAGGAGGAGCCGCAGCGGCACGGGGCGCAGCUGGAAGCGGAGCCGCAGCUACAGCAGGGACCGGAGCCGCAGCACCAGGAGCCACUCGCAGAGAUCUCUGUCGCGGAAGGGGUCGAGGGGCCACGAGAGCCCCGAAGAGAGGCGGUCGGGGAGGAGGGACUUCAUCAGGUCCAAGAUCUAUCGCUCGCAGUCUCCUCACUACUUCCGGACAGGCCGGGGCGAGGGCUCGGCCCUGAAGAAAGAGGAUGGCAAAGGGGAGGACCUGAAGGGGUCUGGCUCCCUCUCGCAGAACAGCAGCAGCUCAGGCACGGGGAGGGUCUCGGAAGGGGACUGCAGCCCAGAGGAGAGGAACUCUGUCACUGCUAAACUCCUCCUGGAGAAGAUUCAGUCCAGGAAGGUGGAGAAGAAGCCAUGUGUCACUGACGAGAUGCUGGCAGGGGCAAACAAGGUGGGCAUAAAGCUCAAAGAUCCUCCCCAGGGCUACUUUGGCCCCAAACUUCCUCCUUCCUUAGGCAACAAACCGGUUCUGCCCCUGAUCGGGAAGCUGCCGACCGUGCGGAAACCCAGCGCCAAGCGAUACGAGGAGUCGGGCUUGGAGAGGGGCGAGGAGCCAGAGCUGUCCGACUCGGAGGACGCCUCCCAAGGCACGGAGGAGGCUCAGCUGGCGGGCCAGUCCCUCCUGGAGGACGUGGUGAUGGUGAUGCAGGACAAGCCCCUGGAUGAGCAGAAGCGUGAGGAAGCCAACGCGGAAGUGGCGUCCAUCCCCCUGGAGGCGCCGGUGCUGCCCGAGUGCUUCGGCUCCGGGGAGCUGGUCAUGCAGCACAGCUUCCUCUCGGAUCCCGGCGACGGCGACGGGCUGGAAGCUGUGGAUGGGGGCAGCCAGCCGGGCCCGGUGGAGACCAGCAUGAUGCCCUUAGUCCCAGAUGUUGAGCAUUUUCCUGGCUACGUGCCUCAGAGCGGGGAGCCCAGCAUCGAAGGGGACCGGGAAGGAGAGGACUCCUCCCUGGCGCCCCUGGAGAGCCAGCCCAUCACUUUCACCCCUGAAGAGAUGGAGAAGUACAGCAAGCUGCAGCAGGCCGCCCAGCAGCACAUCCAGCAGCAGCUGCUGGCGAAGCAGGUCAAGACCUUCCCCGCCUCGGCGGCGGCCCUGGCCCCGGCGGCGCCUGCCCUGCAGCCCAUCCACAUCCAGCAGCCGGCGGGCGGCUCGGCCACGUCCAUCACGACGGUGCAGCACGCCAUCCUGCAGCACCACGCCGCCGCCGCCGCCGCCGCCAUCGGCAUCCACCCGCACCCGCACCCCCAGCCCCUCGCUCAGGUCCACCACAUCCCCCAGCCCCACCUGACGCCCAUUUCCUUGUCCCACUUGACCCACUCCAUCAUCCCCGGGCACCCUGCCACCUUCCUGGCCAGCCACCCCAUCCACAUCAUUCCAGCCUCCGCCAUCCACCCGGGCCCCUUCACUUUCCACCCCGUUCCUCACGCCCUGUACCCGACCCUCCUGGCCCCCCGACCUGCCGCCGCUGCCGCCGCCACGGCCUUGCACCUCCACCCCCUGCUGCACCCCAUCUUCUCAGGACAGGACUUGCAGCAUCCCCCCAGUCACGGCACAUGAAGGACAAUAACCAGGUUCACCUUGGAGAAAGGGGAAAUGUUGUUGAGUUGUGGGCAGGGGUUGAAGUUGGUCCAGCGGGCAGGUGAGGCCGGAGAAUUUCCUUUCACUCUUUAGCAGCCAAAGAAGCCGAAGGCUGGAGGGGCUGGGUGGCAGCAGGCGGCGGUGUGGAUCCACUCUGGGGGCUGGCUCGGUCCCUGACACCUCCAUGCCUGUGGCAGUGCUGUCCUGGAAGGAUCAUUGCAGCUCUAGACCAGCAAGGCACUUGGAAAGGCCUUUUUGUUUUGGUUUGGUUUUGUCCCCCCCCCCCUACACUGGGUUCUUACACUUGGUCUUCUUCCUCCUGCCUGAUGCUAAAUGAGGUUUCAUGCUCACUCAUAGGUCUCUCCAAACCCUGUUAAUGAGUUCAUCUAAUUAAAACAGUCAGCAAGAGCGACUCUGGCUUGGCAUCAGCAGCCAGCUGGUCAGGAGCUGCCAGCUGGGGGGCUCUGGCCAGGAGGUGACAAAGGGCAGUGCCACUCUGCUUUGGCUGGGCCAGGUCUGAAGGCAUUACCAGAGGCUUCCUGGCACCCCAGGGCUGCACGCUUGGGAUUUUCCCUGCUGCGAGCAGCGAAGGUGGAAGGAAGCAAAGGCAGAGAGGAGCUCUGCGUGCGCGCAGGGCUCUCCCCCUUCUCCCUCUGUCUCCUGCAGGUGGAGGGCUGGGGGGGAGAGGGGUUGGGGAUUUCAGUCUGGGCUCUGAGAGCAGAGAGAGCAGGGGGAGGAAAAACCAUCAGUGGCUUCCACCUGUGGCGUCGGGAAAGAGGCACUGGGAUGAGAGAGGGAAGAGCAAUCCCUUAGGAACUGAAGCAAUACAGAGGGGCAGAGC